GCAAAUCGGAGAGAUAGAAGCUAUAUAUACAUAUACAUAUAUAUACAUAAUCUCGCCGGAAAAUUUAUGCCUAUAAUAUUUUACGUAUCAAACUUCGUAAAAACGAUAGAGGAGGGUCGUGAGAGGUCUAGGAAUACUUCCCAAUAAAUUCCAGACCGAUUCGUAGUCACCGGAGCAUCCUAGAGGUCGCCGGAGUUGCAAGCCAUGGAAACGGGUCUUCAGAAAAAGCGGACAAUUGGCCGUAGAUAGGGGUGGGGAAGCUUCGUCUUGACGUGAGGAUCAUUUUGCAACUUGAAUCGUCGAAAUCCGUUACCUAAGGAGAAUUCAAGUGAAGAUCAAGCUAGAGAUUUUAUUAAGGAGAUUAUCGCAAUUUAAGAUAUCAUGGCACCGAGAAGAGACCCUGAUAACACGCCCACCAAUGCUGAGUUGGCACAAAGCGUUCAACAACUGGCACAAUUUAUGCACACAUUGGGUGCUACUGUGCUCCAGAACAACCAAAACCAGAACAACGGGAAUGAUGCCGCAAAACGAGUGGCAUCUCGCAACCCGCCAAGCUUUCAUGGGCAAGAAGAUCCUCGUAUCCUCGAGAAUUGGCUCCGACUCUUUGACAAACUCUUCGACGCGGUGAGCUGUCCGGAAGAGCAAAGGGUUGACAUUGCUGUUUACUAUUUACAGCAAGAGGCGGAUAACUGGUGGGUCUCAUCAGGCCCAACUUUACGUCAACAACCUGACUUCAAUUGGGAAGCUUUCAAGAUCGCCAUGAGGAAACGUUUUUAUCCUGCACACGUUCAGGCCACCAUGCGUGAUGAAUUCAUACAUUUGAAACAGAUGGGCAUGAGUGUCCAAGAAUAUCACAAUAAAUUCGUGGACCUCGCGCCAUUUGCGAAAACAAUAGUGCCUGAUGAAAGCACCAAAGUUGAGAAAUUUAUCUACGGAUUAAACUAUGAUACGCAGAAAAUCGUCGCUGUUUUGGGUUGCCAAACUCUGACUGAUGCUUAUGAUAGAGCUGCAGUUCACUAU
This is a messenger RNA of Cuscuta epithymum, 1020 nucleotides long. The record is from the annotation of a GenBank genome assembly. Lineage: Eukaryota; Viridiplantae; Streptophyta; Magnoliopsida; Solanales; Convolvulaceae.